This is a messenger RNA of Tribolium castaneum (red flour beetle), 4651 nucleotides long. RefSeq lists its product as uncharacterized. The transcript is spliced from 2 exons. NCBI's taxonomy places the organism in Eukaryota, Metazoa, Arthropoda, Insecta, Coleoptera, Tenebrionidae. The record is from RefSeq and is a predicted model, not a curated record. The coding region runs from base 247 to 1650 and encodes 467 amino acids.
UCUGUUUUGUUGUGGAAUCGUUAUGUGGUUAAUAUUCCUCCUGAUAACAAAGAUCAAUCAACCAGACCUCAUUAUUUGAAAGAACCACAAAUGACCAACUCCAACGUUUCAGUAAAGGUUUUGUGUCACUUGAAUCUCCUUGAGCAUCAAACUGAUUGAAAAUGUAAACAAUUUACGUGAUAAUUAAUAAUUAAACGGUUCGUCGAGUGCAUAACAUCAACAUUCUCACCGGUAGUGUUGUGCACAAUGCUGGAAAAAAUGGACAAACCAACGAUUCAAACCGGAAGCCGAAUUAGCCACGUGUCUUAUUACAAUGCCUACAAGUACAGUUCACUCACUCAAUUACACAAAAUGGGCGAGAUUCAUGGGGCGAAACGAGUGGUGGCGUUUUUCUUACUAACGGCUGUGCUCCCCGCUAUUUUAAUAAUAGUCCCACUUUACUUGAGACAUAGUGUCUUCGCCGAUGUGACCUACCCCGUGGCUGAGUCGGACGUGGUGGCAAUCGUCGAUGGCAUGUCCUCAGUGUUUUGCAGCUCUCAGACGCUCCGAAUGAACACCACGUUCAAUGCUUUCCAACUAAGCGGAAAACCGAAACUGAGCCACAAACGCAAGCAUAUCAGACUGAAGAAGUCGAUGCGGCUGCCUGACGACACGCUUGAAUAUUGGGGCUUUUUUCUGCUGAAAGGGGCCAUUGUGAAGCUCCGCGUCUGCUCGCGGUACGAAGGCUCGCGGAUUUUGGUCGUGCGAGGGGAGAAGAACUUGAAAACUUGCGGACUUUUACAACACAAUUACAAGAAAUAUGGGGCCAAGAUGGACGAGGAGCACAAUCGAGUUAAAGUGACUUUUGAGAACGCGGCUGAAGUUAUCGAAGUUGUUGAUAAUCACAAGGUUGACAAAAACACGGCUGCUGAGGAUUUGAAUGCUGAGAGUGUGGACACGUUUGUGAAGAAGCGACUGAACAAAGGUAAAAAGGUCCAAAAUUCUAGUUUAGCAAUAAAUAAGACUGCUGAAAGUACCUUAACACAUCACAAAAGACACGCCAGGCGGAAAUCCCUGCAAAAAUUACUGCUUGAAGAGGAGGAAGAAGCUAGGCCAAAGCGAGAUAUCGCAGAACUGGACGCGCAUAUAGCCCAUGGCGGCAAUGCCUUAAACACUAGUAGUUUGUUUUCGGAGGACAGCAGCGUCUCGAGUUUUGAGACCGAUUUGCUCACAUGUUACGACGGUCAGAUUUUGCUAACACAGGGGUUUCCCCCGAGUCAUCACUGUAAUAACGUUCAAUAUCUGGAGAAGAGCAACCACAUGAUGACGCUCCAUGAGGUGGCGACUGACGGAUACUACUACUAUAUUUUUUACUCAGAUAAUGAUAUUUAUUCGAACGAUAUACAUGCUAUUUUUGAUAUUUAUAAGCCGACUUACUGGUUUGCGAACUCGUCAAAGGGGAACGACUGCAUCAAUCAAACCGAGUGUAAUUUUCCCGUGUCUUUUCUAUCGGACGAAACAGUGAUCGUCGAGGUGCCUACACGUGACGGGAUCGAACACGAGGGUGAUGAUAUUACGUUGUUAGUCAGUACUUGUCAUCCUAGAAUGAGCGUGUAUAUGAUUUUUCCAAUUACUGUUCUCUUUCUCAUUCUGGGGUGUGCAUUUUUAUAGUGUUGCAUUUUAUUUUUCUAUGAAAAAUUGUGAUAUUGUAAUCGUAAGCCAAUUGUAUAUUUUUAGAUAAGGUUGUAAAAAUAAUUAGUGUGAAAUAUCUAGAUGUGAAAGUACCGACAACAAAUAUUUUGUUAAUAUUUACACUACUGGAACUUCUGAACACUUUGUUUUUUAAAAAUUGUGACAUGUUUUUAAAGCAGAUUAAAAAAAGUUUUUAGCUCAUGGACCCGUUCAGCACAAUAGUCCUGUUUUUAUAAGGUAGAAGGCAUGGUAUACAAACUCAUGUAGAUCACCAUUUUAAAAGAAAAGUGAUGUAAGAAAUUUAUUUAUCCACAAUCACAUUAAAUUGGAGUUUUAUCCACACUAUGAAGCAUAUAAAGUAACUUUAUUCCACUUUUGCCAUAACAACCAGACAAAGCCUGUGAACAUUUUUAAUUUAACUUCGAUUAAUUUCAUCUUGUUAAUGUGAUUAAAUAACAAAAAUUUAAACAAAAUUUUAAAAAGUUAGGAAAACAACACUUGUGUGUUAAGACUGUCCAACAAACAGCUGAACAAUUUUUUUCUUGUUACAACAAAUGUAAAGAAAUUGGUAAAAUUAACAAUUUUAGAGAUAAGUUUAAAUAUUUUUUACCAAAAAAAAUAAAAAAUAUUUUGUAAAAACCAAUAAUUUAUUUAGAAACAAAAUGGUUGUUUUAAAAAAAAAGAAUACAGCCCAAAUUAUCAUACAUGUGUGGUCACUGGUCAUCUCUGUGUUUUUUUUAAUUGAUGAGUGAUAAACCCACAUCUGACUUUAAAACUGUAGUAACAUAUAUUCAUAAAAAUAAGAUAUUAGCUAUUUCAAAACUAUAAAAACGCCAACGUCGCAUUUUCUCUCAAAAUUAGCUAUUAUUAAUUAUUCAUGCAUUUCAAGAACAUAAUAGCUAAUGUAAUGUAUACUUUCGAUGGGAGAUCUAACCAUUCAUAACUAUUUUACAAUUUUAUUUAAAGAAAUAAUUGGUAAAAUACGACGUUGGCGUUUUUAUAGUUUUGGGACAGCUAAUAGAGUGGAUAAAAACAAUGUUGUAAAGUUAUCUUGAAGAACUUGUUAAUCCUAUGGCAAAUGAAAUAUUUUUUUUCAUAUAAUGUAAUCAUAGUCGGGUAUGGCGGAAGCCAAUUUGAAUUGCAUUUCUUGUAUUGAUAAUAAUGUGCACACAAUAGCCAGAGCAACUCAGAUCUUUGAACGAAAUUGUUUGCCGGAAUUUUUUGUAUGAACGUGGAGGCGCAAAAAUGUUCAGGCAAGACGCCCUGUCGCCUGGACAUAAUAAUUAUAAUAAUAAUAAUAAGAAGAAGAAUAAUAAAUUUAGAGAUGCAAAUCGCCAAUAUGAAGGAGGACAUUUUGCCAAACAAAUCGUUAGAAGAUUCGAUGCCGCUAAACCUCAAGGUACAAAUCUACUCAACCCAGCCAUCAUGACUCAUGACUGUUAAUGAUGCUCCUUUUUAUAUUAUUAUAAUUAGAAGAUAUAUCGUUCAUUGUGAGUGCAAUUACUAUUUGGACAUAGAGAAAUCGGUAAUAAAAUUUGAGUUGAACUGCUACGGCUAAUGUGUAAACUAGCCUAACCGUUGGCUACUUCAAUAGAAAACGCAGUUCAACUAAAAUAGCGGCUAGUUUACAAACUAGUUAAGAAUCUUGAAAGACAAAUUGCUAGAUAGUUUGUAAACUAUACACGGCAGUUUGGCCAAUAUGAAAACCAAAUUUUCUAGUAACACAAAACAACCAAUGCUUCGGCUAGUUUACAAACUAGCUAGUUAAUUUUACUAAAUUAGCCGUCGAGUUGGGGUUAUGAGAUAUUUUUAUUUAUGGGGUAAAAUUCUUGAAAAGCAAGGCAAAACCGCGUGUAAUCCUAAUUUAUUAAUAAACACAGCUUUUACAUCAAUUUCAGAGACGGGAGCGUUUUAGCCUGUCGAAGCAAUUUAUCAGUCUUAUAAAAUCGUUACCUACAUAAAUUUGUAUAGCAUUUGUUGCAUUUAUCUUAAAAAACAGGACAGAAAUCUUUUAAUUGUGGUGCUGAACAGCCCCAUGAGACUUUUUUAAAUAUUUUUUCAAAAAAUAUCAAAACCUUUAAAAAACAAAGCAGUGUUCUAAAGUGGUAAGGUAAUUACUUGUUAAUUGUUAUUGUUACAAUUUGUUAUGGCUACAUUAGUCCAAGAUUCUUAAAAAAAAAUUGAAUGUGGUCAAAUGAACAUAUUUGCAUUCUUCUUGCGUUGUCAUAUUGAUAUUUUUAUGUGAAACUUGAAACCAUCAAAUACGUGAUUAACAAAGUUCAAAAUACCAAAGUUUGUCACUGUUUUGUAGAGAAUCUGAAACUUUGAUUUUCGUAAAAUCAUAAAAAGCUCAUCGUUUGAUGGUGUUUAUCUAGAAAUUUUUGGCCUUGAAAAUAUUUACCUUAAUUAAUUUAUUAUUUAUCUAAUAUUUUGGACUAAUAAAAAGUCACUUCCUUAAUUCCAUAAAUGUCGACGCUUAGAUUACAAUCAGAAAAUAUUUUUUUUCAUUUAAAGAAUAAUAACUAAAAAUUAAAUUUAUUUUUGUUGUAACAAAGUGAGUAGUGAGUGUUGUGACACAUUUUCAUAAGUACGAUUAAAAAACUUUUUUUCGGUUUUUACUAAACUAGCUUUAAUUUUUUUUUUCUAAUUAUCGGUCUAAAAAAUGAUUAAAUAUUCCAAAAAUGUGUCAGAACUCAGUUCCGCAUUUUUUGUUAUAUAAAUAUGUGCCAAUAUUUUUUUGAAUUAUGUUUAAAUUUGGCCGUAGUGCAAACUUGAUGCACAAAAAGUAUUUUGUUACCUGUUACAAUGUUGUUAGGUUUUUGUAGUUAUUAAGUUCAGGUGCCACAUCACAAAUAAGGAGCUAUUAAUACUUCAAAUGUGUUAUUCUUAAUAUUGAACUUUUUUGUUCGAAAUCUAUAAAUACAAUUAUUUGUACUGUUUUUAUCUCAGGAAUGAAUAAAUGUUGUAUGUUAUGAAUGAA